CCCCCUUUGCCUCUUCUCAUCUUCAGUAUAAUCCAGUCUAGGGUUUUAGUUAGAGCUCAAAUUUAGGGUUUAUGGGGCAGAAAUGGUAAAGAAACUAUGUCUUCUAGAGCUCUUUCCUCUCCAAUUCACUCGAAUUUAGAAACCUUUGAUUUCUCAAUCCCUCGAAUUUCAUUCGUUCAUCCUCCUAAGCACCCAUUCCUCAUAAACAUCCCAUUUUCUCCCGCCAAAUUCCCUUCAAAACUAAUCCUUUUAUACCCAGCUCAUAGACAUAUCAAGACUGAGAUAAGGGUUUCAUCAGUACUUGAUAAUGAAGAAAACCCAGAUGAGAAAUCAUCAAUUAUCGAUGCCCAAGAAGCUGUUUCUGAGAUAUUACAAGAAACAGGAUUAUCAAAAGAAGAAUCGAUGAAAAUAGCUCUUAAUUCACCAAAGUAUGUUAAAAUGCUUAUUGACAGUGUUAUGGAUUUGGAUGAACUUUCCUUAUGGAAAUCAUGGAGGAUUGAAAAUGAAGAUAAUGUGGGGAUUUUGUCUUUCAAGAAGAAAGUUUUUUAUAUGGCUAAAGAAAAAGGUGAUAAUGGGAUACUUCCAUUUUUAGAAAGUGUUGGUUUGAACCCAAUGUCUUCAACUCAUAUUGCACGGUAUCUUGUUUCGGAAUCGCUUCCUUCUGUCAUUCAUAAGGUUAACUAUGUGAAGGAAUUGUUGUUUGAUGGUAGUAACGAUGAAGGGUUCGUUGGCAAGAACGCACGUCGAAUGAUGAUGCAAUUAUCAAUUUUUGUUGAUGAGGAUGUCCAACAAACCCUAUCUUUCUUUGAAAAGAUGGAAGCUAGGCGAGGAGGUCUUGGUAUGUUAGGCUCCAAAGAUUCAUCUUUCCAGUAUAUUAUUCAGUCAUUUCCUCGGAUUCUUAUGUUAUCAGUGGAAAACCAUCUGAAACCUUUAGUGAAGUUUCUAGAAGGUAUUGGAGUACCAAAAGAACGAGUCAGGGCUAUAUUUUUGUUGUUUCCACCUGCCAUUUUUUAUGACAUUGAGAAGGAUUUGAAACCAAGAAUGCGUGCUCUUGAAAAGAUUGGUGCAGAGGAGAAAGAUAUUGGAAGGAUACUGGUGAAAUAUCCAUGGAUUCUCUCGAAUGGGAUUCAGGAAAACUACGGAAAGAUUCUUUCAUUUUUUGAAUUAGAGAAGGUACCAAAAGUGAGUGUCGACCAAGCAAUCAAAAGUUGGCCUCAUCUAUUGGGAUGUUCAACCAGCAAGAUGAAGUCAAUGGUUGAACAAAUUGAUGAUUUAGAAAUUAGGAAUAAGAAGCUAGGUCAAGUGAUUGCGUCAAGUCCUCAAUUGCUACUAAAGAAACCACACGAAUUUCUCCAGGUGGUUAUAUUCAUGGAGGAACUAGGUUUUGACACCGAGAGUACAGGGCGGAUAUUGUGUAGGUGUCCGGAAGUUUUUGCUGCCAACAUAGACAAAACACUAAAGAGGAAAAUCAAAUUCCUUAAUGAUAUUGGUAUCUCGAAAGACUAUCUUCCUCGGGUUCUCAGAAAAUAUCCAGAGCUUCUCGUCUCCGACAUUGAUCACACUUUACUUCCACGAGUGAAGUAUCUGAUGCAAGCAGGACUGUCAAAGAGGGAAGUGGCGUCCAUGAUACGUAGAUUUUCUCCUUUAUUAGGCUACAGCAUUGACGAAGUUCUCAAACCGAAGCUAGAAUUUCUGGUAAACUCCAUGGAAAAACCUGUAAAAGAUGUUGUAGAAUAUCCUAGGUAUUUUAGUUACUCCUUAGAUAAGAAGAUAAAGCCUAGAUUUUGGGUACUCAAGGGUCGAAGUUUAGAUUGUAGUUUAAAGGAUAUGUUAGGUAAAAAUGAUGAAGAUUUUGCAACAGAUUUUAUGGGUAUUGGAAGAAUGCUUAUUCCUCCCUCUUCUCUUCAAUGAUAUUAACAAUUUGUACCAAAAAGGAUAUGUCAAGUAAAAAUCUGUAUAUACAUAAUGUUAGCGUUACAAACAACGAUUUGCUCCCCUCAAUUUGUAGUUGAUAAAGUAAAAAUUGAUUCAUCAAGCAUUUAC
Messenger RNA from Papaver somniferum (opium poppy), 2043 nucleotides. RefSeq names its product transcription termination factor MTERF2, chloroplastic-like. The coding region runs from base 97 to 1911 and encodes 604 amino acids. Gene Ontology annotation, molecular function: double-stranded DNA binding. The record is from RefSeq and is a predicted model, not a curated record. NCBI's taxonomy places the organism in Eukaryota, Viridiplantae, Streptophyta, Magnoliopsida, Ranunculales, Papaveraceae. The transcript is spliced from 7 exons. Gene Ontology annotation, biological process: regulation of DNA-templated transcription.